Molecule: messenger RNA, 1644 nt
Organism: Paramecium octaurelia
Lineage: Eukaryota; Ciliophora; Oligohymenophorea; Peniculida; Parameciidae
Source: the annotation of a GenBank genome assembly
AUGGAUGAAUUUCAGACCUUCCUAUUGAGUUUAGGUGAUAGGCUAUCAACUCCCAUUUCUGAUGAUUAUAGAAAGUAAUUCAAGAUUAGAGGAGAGUUCAUCUACCCACAUAACAAGAAGUUUGAUCAGAUUUGCUAAAGGUUUUGCUAAAGUUUCUAAGUUAGCUUUUUGGAAGAUGAAAAACUACGAAGCAAACGAAAAUGGGAUAAUUCCUUUAAACUAUUUUUAAUAUGGUUCCUAGUUAAAUAUUUUGAUAAGUAAAAUCAAAAUGCCAUUCGACCGGUAGAAGUUUAAUUGAUUAUAUUUUAGGAUGAGAAGGAUUGGCUUAUUUUUGAGCAUAUUCUUAAAAUAGAUAAGCACAUCCUAUAGCAAAGAUGGAUUACCUUGAUAAAUCCAUGGAUGAAAUCUACCAAUUGGACUUAGGAGGAAGACGAUUUCAUCAGGAAUUAAAUGAAGUAAGAGUGGAUUACUUAGUGUAUAAUAGUCAAAAGAAUAAGCAUAUUUGGACAUAGAUUGCGGUGUCUCUUUAUGAAAAGAAUUUGCAAGGGCACAUUCGAACACCAAAAUAAAUUAGAGAGAGAUGGAUGAAUUAUUUAAAUCCUGAAUUAAAUAAGUAAUUUAAUAAGCUUAUUCUCAGAGAACAGUGGUUGCUCAAAGAAGAUUUGAUUGUUUUAAAUAGCGUUGUGAAAAAUGGAAAAAAGUGGUCGUAAAUUUCACAGUAAUUGAAUGGAAGAACUGAGAAUCAAGUCAAAAAUAGGUACUUGAAUUACACACUAACAUAAGAUACAAGUCAUUAAUACACAAAAUAUGCAAGGAUGAUGAAUGUGAUGAAAUAGAGAUGAUCAAACAAUACAUAAGAAAGAAGUAUGUUACAAUUUAAUUAGUAGUUCUGUGCAUAUGGAUUCAAAUAAGUAAGGCAUAAUUGGCAAGAGAGGCAGACACAAGAAGGGAAUGAGAAACAAGGAACAGAAGGCAGAUGCCAAAAAACAAAAAAACAUAUCAAAAAUAAUAAAAUAGGAAGAACAAUAAUCUCAGUAAUCUUUCGUUUAAUAAGCAUAAUAGUAAAUGUAUGCAUAAUCUUAAUAAUUAUAAUAAUAAAUAUAAUAAAAUUAAUAAUUACAAUAAUUAUAGUAGUUACAAUAAUAGAUGAAUUUUAAUCCGGAAGAAAUGAAGUUGGCAUUAAACUUACAAUCCACUUUUAAUUAAGAUGAUUUGAAGAAUCCAACCCCUUUAAUGAUGUUAUAAUGUUUGACUUCUCCUGGAUAUCAAUACUUUGAGAAUCAAUGUUUGAGACAAUUGUCUCCAGGAAUUAUUGAAGAAGGAGACUGUCAUUAAAAUUCAUCCUUGCAGUUGCCUAAACUAGCCAAUAUGUAUAAAGUAAGUUCUACAUCUCCCUUCAUAAUUGGAUCCAUAUUGGCUUCGCCCUUUUUGGUCAACGAUCAGUUCGUCCAAUAGAAUGAAGAUCAAGUCGGAGUUACAUCUAAUCAAACAUUCACUUAAUAAAUUUCCACGACUCCAUAUUUGAAUUUAAAUUAUUUGAGACAACAGUAGAUGAAUGGGUUCUCUAAAUAGAAGGAUUUGGAUUUACUAUAAGAGAACCCUAUUUAAUCAUUCAAUAAAAGAAGAAAUAUUAAUUAAUAGUGA